AUGCAGCGCGCUCUCUCUUCCUCUCGAACCAGGGCGGCCGUCCUCUCCUCGGGCGCUGCCGCCAAGUUCCGCUCCGGUGCUGGUCUCCGUCAGCAGCUCCGGUUCGCUCACAAGGAGCUCAAGUUUGGUGUUGAGGCUCGCGCCUCCCUCCUCGCCGGUGUCGACACUCUUGCCAAUGCCGUCUCUAGCACUCUCGGCCCCAAGGGCAGGAAUGUCCUGAUCGAGUCCAGCUUCGGCUCUCCCAAGAUCACCAAGGAUGGUGUCACCGUUGCCAAGGCCAUCACUCUCCAAGACAAGUUCGAGAACCUCGGCGCCAAGUUAAUAUCGGAGGUUGCUGGAAAGACCAACGAGGUUGCCGGUGACGGUACCACCACCGCCACCGUCCUCGCUCGUGCCAUCUUCUCCGAGACGGUCAAGAACGUCGCCGCCGGCUGCAACCCCAUGGAUCUCCGCCGCGGUAUCCAGGCUGCCGUCGACGAGGUUGUCGACUUCCUCCAGAAGCACAAGCGUGACAUCACCACCAGCGAGGAGAUCGCCCAGGUCGCCACCAUCAGCGCCAACGGCGACCAGCACAUCGGCAGGCUCAUUGCCAACGCCAUGGAGAAGGUCGGCAAGGAGGGUGUCAUCACCGUCAAGGAGGGCAAGACCGUGCAGGAUGAGAUGGAGGUCACCGAGGGUAUGCGCUUCGACCGUGGCUUCGUCUCGCCUUACUUCAUCACCGACACCAAGGCCCAGAAGGUCGAGUUCGAGAAGCCCUUGAUCCUCCUCUCCGAGAAGAAGAUCUCUGCCGUCCAGGACAUCAUCCCCGCCCUCGAGGCCUCCACUCAGCUCCGCCGCCCCCUUGUCAUCAUUGCCGAGGACAUUGACGGUGAGGCUCUCGCCGUCUGCAUUCUCAACAAGCUCCGUGGCCAGCUCCAGGUCGCCGCCGUCAAGGCUCCCGGCUUCGGUGACAACCGCAAGUCCAUCCUCGGCGACAUUGCCGUCCUCACCAACGGUACCGUCUUCACCGACGAGCUCGACAUCAAGCUCGAGAAGGCCACCCCCGACAUGCUCGGCUCCACCGGCUCCAUCAUCAUCACCAAGGAGGACACCAUCAUCCUCAACGGCGAGGGCAGCAAGGAUUCCAUCACCCAGCGCUGCGAGCAGAUCCGUGGUGUCAUGAGCGACCCCAGCACCUCCGAGUACGAGAAGGAGAAGCUCCAGGAGCGUCUCGCUAAGCUCUCUGGUGGUGUCGCCGUCAUCAAGGUCGGUGGUUCCUCCGAGGUCGAGGUCGGUGAGAAGAAGGACCGCUUCGUCGAUGCCCUCAACGCCACCCGCGCCGCGGUUGAGGAGGGUAUCCUCCCCGGUGGUGGUACCGCCUUCCUCAAGGCCGCUGCCCAGCUCAGCGUCAAGCCUGAGAACUUUGACCAGCAGCUCGGUGUCAGCAUCGUCAAGAACGCCAUCACCCAGCCCGCCAAGUCCAUCGUCAAGAACGCUGGUCUCGAGGGUGCCGUCGUCGUUGGCAAGCUCAUGGACGAGUUCGCCGGUGACUUCAACAAGGGCUUCGACAGCGCCAAGGGCGAGUACGUUGACAUGAUCGCUGCCGGUAUCCUCGACCCCCUCAAGGUCGUUAGGACCGGUCUCGUUGACGCCAGCGGUGUCGCCUCUCUCCUUGGUACCACCGAGGUCGCCAUCGUCGAUGCCCCUGAGGAGAAGGGCCCUGGCGGUAUGGGUGGCAUGGGCGGCAUGGGAGGAAUGGGCGGCAUGGGCGGUAUGAUGUAA
Messenger RNA from Scedosporium apiospermum, 1761 nucleotides. RefSeq names its product Heat shock protein 60, mitochondrial. Bases 1 to 1761 code for a protein of 586 amino acids. Gene Ontology annotation, biological process: apoptotic mitochondrial changes; protein import into mitochondrial intermembrane space; mitochondrial unfolded protein response. Gene Ontology annotation, cellular component: mitochondrial matrix; mitochondrial inner membrane. Lineage: Eukaryota; Fungi; Ascomycota; Sordariomycetes; Microascales; Microascaceae. The transcript is spliced from 3 exons. Gene Ontology annotation, molecular function: ATP binding; protein-folding chaperone binding; ATP-dependent protein folding chaperone. The record is from RefSeq and is a predicted model, not a curated record.